AUUAUUCUGCUAAUUUAAAUUUAGUAAAUUGGUAUUUAAUUCAACGCGCUACGGUUUUAUGCGUUUUUAAAGUGUUUUUUAGAGUAUGUGUAUGAAUAAAUUUUGUGCCAAAACAAGUUUGAGUACAAAUAUAUAAAUAUAUAUGUACAUGUGUAUAAAUGUAUAUACAAAAUCGAAUCAAAAUAAACCAUGUUCUGUAAAGCAGUUCGAGUGUUAAUUGAGUGCAUUCCAUUGAGCUACUUUGAGUGAGAAAUAUUCGAAUAUUCAUUAACUGGAAAAUAAAAGCAAUUGUAGCUGACUGUAGCUGAUUAAGCUGCCACUGAAUCACAUUCAUAUCGAGUUUAGCUUACAAAGGGCCGCAGUCGCAUCUGGAGCUCAGUUCGAUGUUGAUACGAGUGCAACAGCGGGAACAGCAGCUGAAUAAGAAAGGAAAAAGCCACCCACUCACCCACACACAUACACACACACACACGGAGCAUGAGCUGGACAUGGAGCGGACUGUUGCUGCUGGCAUUGCUGGCGCUGGCUCAGUCUGAGAUCAUUGAGCUGAACAGUGAGGCGCCUGAAGGACCCAACGUAUGCAAGAAGCGCGAAAACUACGAUGUGGAGGUGGUCGUCACGGAGCUGCAGUCGUUCCAGGAGCGCGGCUCCACCUGGUGCCUGAGCAUACCGCCCAGCUGCCCCACCUACCGCAUCAGGCAUCGCAUUGUGAACAAGACCCAGAUCGUGCCCAAGACGCGCAUUGUGCGCGACUGCUGUGAUGGCUAUGUGCGCAGCGGCAACGAGUGCAUCCCGCACUGCAGCGAGCCCUGCCAGCACGGCCGGUGCGUCGCGCCCGAGAAGUGCAAGUGCAUCGAAGGCUACGGAGGACCCGCCUGCAACAUAAAUUGCUCGCCCGGCCUCUAUGGCAUCGACUGCAAGCUGAAGUGCGACUGCCUGAACAACGCCACCUGCGAGCCGUACUCGGGCCAGUGCGAGUGCGCGAAGGGCUACACGGGCGAGAGGUGCGCGGAGACGUGUCCGCCCCAGCGCUACGGCGAGAAGUGUGCGGAGCUGUGCCGCUGCGAGAACGGCGGCAGCUGCGAUCACGUGUCCGGCAAGUGCUCCUGCGCGCCCGGCUUCACGGGACCCCUAUGCGACAUGCGCUGCCCGGACGGCAAGCAUGGCGCCCAGUGCGAGGAGGACUGCCGCUGCCAGAACGACGGCAAGUGCGAUCCACAGACCGGGGCCUGCGAGUGCACCGCCGGCUGGACGGGCGACGUGUGCGCCAACAAGUGCCCGACGGGCAGCCACGGGCUCAACUGCGAGCUCUCCUGCGAGUGCUACAACGACGCGCCCUGCCACCACAUCACCGGCCGCUGCGAGUGCCCGCCGGGCUACAUGGGCGAGGUGUGCAUGGACGAGUGCCCGCUGAACACCUACGGCGUGAACUGCACGGAGCGGUGCAACUGCGAGCACGACGCCGGCUGCAGUCCGACGGGCAAGUGCCAGUGCGCGCCCGGCUGGAAGGGCGAGCGCUGCGAGCAGCGCAUUUGCGAGCCGAACAAGUGGGGCUCCGACUGCAGCAAGACCUGCGAGUGCGACAUGGAGCACACGGAUCUCUGCCACCCGGAGACGGGCCGCUGCGAGUGCAGCAUCGGCUGGAGCAGCGCCCAGUGCAAUCGGCCCUGCGCCUUCCUCAAGUUUGGCCUGAACUGCGAGCAGAACUGCGACUGCAGCAACGGGGCCAAGUGCUCCGCCGUGAACGGCACCUGCCUGUGUGCGCCCGGCUUCACCGGCGACAAGUGCAAGCAGAGCUGCCCGGCGGGCACCUACGGCCAGGACUGUGCCUUCAACUGCGACUGCCAGAACGGCGCCAAGUGCGCCCCGGAGACGGGCCAGUGCCUCUGUGCGCCUGGCUGGCGCAACAACAAGUGCGACAGGCCCUGCGAUCUCAACAACUACGGCGAGGGCUGCCGCCAGAGCUGCGAGUGCCAGAACAACGCCUCCUGCAAUCCCAUCGACGGCACCUGCACCUGCCCCGCCGGCUGGACGGGCCGCCACUGCGAGCAGAAGUGCGAGCCGAACACCUUCGGGCUGGACUGCGCGCACCUCUGCCAGUGCGACAAGUACAACACGAUUGCCUGCGAGGCGGCCACCGGUCGCUGCAUCUGCAAGCAGGGCUGGCGAGGCGUUCAUUGCGAGACGAACUGUCCGAGCGGUUACUAUGGUGAAAAUUGUGAUCAAGUUUGCAGAUGCCUGAACAACUCCUCCUGCGACUCGGAGACCGGCAACUGCAUCUGUGCGCCCGGCUGGACGGGCGAGGACUGCGCCGAGCCCUGCCCCGAUGGCUUCUACGGCAUGGAGUGUAAGGAGCGCUGCCCCACCAGCAUGCAUGGCAAUGCCACCUGCGACCAUAUUACCGGCGAGGUUAUCUGUCGGCCCGGCUACUUGGGUCUCACCUGUGAGCACGCCUGCCCGCCGGGCCUGUACGGGCCCAACUGUAAGCUGCAGUGCAACUGCGAGCACGGCGGCGAGUGCAAUCAUGAGACCGGGCAGUGCGCCUGCCUGCCCGGYUGGACGGGCUCCAAUUGCAACCAGUCGUGCCCCCAGGACACCUACGGGCUGGGCUGCACGCAGCGGUGCCGCUGCCAGCACCAUCGCACCUGCCGCAAGAACGAUGGCUACUGCAUCUGUCUGCCCGGCUGGAUGGGGGAUCAGUGCAACUACAUCUGCCCCGAAGGCUUCUACGGCGAGCACUGCAUGAAUCCCUGCGCCUGCCCCUCGUCCAAUUUCCAGUGCCACGCCGCCGAGGGCUGUGUCUGCCGCAGCGGCUACACCGGCGCCAAUUGCGACGAGCUGAUAGCCUCGCAGCGCGUGGCCGAGCACGCUGAGUCGAAUAAUGCGAGCGUGGCUGUGAGCACGGUGUUCCUAGUGCUCCUCUUCAUCGGCAUCAUUGUCGGAGUCCUCUUCUACUAUCGCCGACGCGUGUCCAAUCUGAAGACGGUGAUACAACAUGUCCAGUACACGCACAACCCGAGUGAGUCGGGCUGGCCUCCCAAUCACAACUUUGACAAUCCCGUCUAUGGCAUGCAAGCGGAGGCCAGCCUGCUGCCCAACCACCUGCGACCCAAGAUGAACAACUUGGACCAGAAUGGCACACUGUGCACCGACUAUGGUGACGAUUCAAAUGCGAGCAACAGAGUGGGCAGCUACUCCAUCAGGUAUAAUCACGAGCUUCUGAACAAGAACUUGAAUGCGGACCUGACCAAUCCGAAUGUGUACAAUGACAUGCUUAAGGAGGAGCAUGUCUACGACGAGAUCAAGCACAAGGAGGGCUACAAGGAUCCCGAUGAGUACGAUCAUCUGGACUAUUCACGUCCCAGCACUUCGCAAAAGCCGCACUAUCAUCGCAUGAACGACACAAUGCUGAACAUUAACAACGACGAGGAGAAGCCCAGCAAUGUGAAGAACAUGACCGUAUUGCUGGAGAAGCCCGAGCCACCAACUGAGCCGGAGCCACAGCACGAAAGUUUCGACAAUAUCAAUUUGGAUGACGCCUCAACAGCAUCGCCCAGUUCCAGCCCAGAGCUGCGAAAGUAGGCGUUAGUCAAGACUUCAGUUAACKAUAUUUGAAGAAGUUUGUAAUGUU
This is a messenger RNA of Drosophila arizonae, 3631 nucleotides long. RefSeq names its product multiple EGF like domains draper (gene drpr). Lineage: Eukaryota; Metazoa; Arthropoda; Insecta; Diptera; Drosophilidae. The record is from RefSeq and is a predicted model, not a curated record. Gene Ontology annotation, molecular function: scavenger receptor activity; protein binding.